Miniopterus natalensis is the source of this 1597-nucleotide messenger RNA. The record is from RefSeq and is a predicted model, not a curated record. NCBI's taxonomy places the organism in Eukaryota, Metazoa, Chordata, Mammalia, Chiroptera, Miniopteridae.
GACCACGACUCUCCACAACAAUCGUCUCCUUUGCACCAGAGCUCGGAUCGCCAGGACUCAUCUGCCAUUUCGGAGCAUUUGCUGCAAGCCGCCAGGUGGCCCUACUGCUGAGGAGAUGGCAGAUUUCCCAGUCUCCCUGGACUCCUUUCAGCGGGUACCUCAGCCCAGCAGUGUCUUCUUCCUCACCCACCUCGUCCUCUUCCUCCAGCCUGGGGAGACAAACUCAGGUGAGGUCAAGGUGAUUGGCCCUGGGGAGCCCAUCCUGGCGACCGUCGGCGGGGAGGUGGAGUUCUUCUGCCACCUGUCCCCGUACCAAGACGCCGAGCACAUGGAGAUCCGCUGGUUCCGCGGGCGGGCGGCGGACGUGGUGCACCUCGCCGUGGGCCUGCAGCUCCAGGCCGUGCGCCCCGCCGACCAGGGCCCCUACGGCUGCCGCUUCCUCUCCGCCGACUUCGCCGGGGAGGCCGUCUGGGAGCUGGAGGUGACGGGGAUGGGGUCAGACCCUCACAUCUCCCUUGUGGGCUUCAAGGAAGGAGGCAUUCAGCUCAGGUGCAGCUCCAGUGGCUGGUACCCCAAGCCCCAGGUCCAGUGGAGAGACCAUCGGGGACAGUGCCUGACUGUGGAGUUCGAAGCCAUCAUCCAGGACGCCCAGGACCUGUUCAGUCUGGAAACAUCUGUGGUCGUCCAAGAGGGUACCCACCACAAUGUGUCCUGCUCCAUCCAGAACCCCAUUCUGCUCCAAAAGAAAGAGUUCAUGGUCCAAAUAGCAGACGUGUUCUUACCGGGGCCCUCGCCGUGGAAGGCGGCUUUCCUGGGCACCGUGGCGGGCGGCCUGCCGCUCCUCCUCGCCCUGCUCGCCGCGCUGGCGCUGUUCAUCUUCCUCAGGCAGCGGCGGUGCCAAGGUACCCGCCGGGGGCGGAAACUCACAGCGGAGCUGGGGAAGCUGCAGUCGGAGCUUGACUGGAGAAGAGCUGAAGGCCAGGCUGAGUGGAGAGCAGCCCAACAGUAUGCAGUGGACGUGACCCUGGACGCGGCCUCUGCGCACCCCAGCCUGGACGUCUCCCAGGACGGCAAGAGCGUGUGUUCGCGCGGGUGGGUGAUGGGGCUGUGGAACGGCUGCGAGUACUUCGUGCUGGCGCCGGAGCGCGUGGCGCUGUCCCCGCGCGUGCCGCCCCGGCGCGUGGGCAUCUUCCUGGACGUCGAGGCCGGAAAGCUGGCCUUUUUCAACGUGUCCGACGGAUCCCACAUCUUUACCUUCACCGACGCCUUCUCGGGGCCGCUCUGCGCCUACUUCAGGCCCAGAGCCCCCGACGGCGGCGAACACCCGGACCCGCUCACCAUCUGCCCGCUGCCCGUUCGAGGGACACAGGUCCUCGAGGAGGACGACGGCGACACCUGGGCGCAGCCCUACGAGCCCUCGGCCCCCGCGCUGGGCCCGUGGUGAGGCGCCCAGGGCCGCGCGCUGGGUCCCCGACGGACGGGCCCAGAAGGGGACAGAGAGAGGGACUUGGCCUGUGUAGACGUGGGCGUGUGUUUAUAAUUUUCUUUAAGAAAAAGCGGCAAUUCCGGAGCUCGUCUGUGUGUCAUAGGAUUGAGC